Molecule: messenger RNA, 2432 nt
Organism: Exaiptasia diaphana
Lineage: Eukaryota; Metazoa; Cnidaria; Anthozoa; Actiniaria; Aiptasiidae
Exons: 4
Coding region: 349-1170 (273 amino acids)
Molecular function (GO): protein binding
Source: RefSeq, a predicted model, not a curated record
UGCGCGAGGAGCCUGUGGUUUUGCAUCAAAGCGAAGUAAAAUCGGGCAACAACCCAAAAAGUUGCCAUCUUUGAGCUUGUUUAUCCUUUUGCAAUGCCAGGAAAAUAAUUUUUGAUGGGUGAAAAAAGUCAUAACUUUGAUGUUACUGGCACUUUUGUUCAUUUGAGGGCUGCAGCAAACAUGUUGCUUUGGUUUUAACCGCGAAAAGAUCAUCUAUUGUUUCUCCGGAGCCUCGUCUUCAAUUCUUUUUUUAAUCGUCAGACAACCAAAACAUCGACAGUGUCUAUUUUGUGACUUGGUACAGUGAAGAUUUCAUUUGGCGUGAGGAUUUGGGUCAACGCUUUAACAAUGUCCGUGUCCUCAACAUCUUUACUGGCCGUAUCGUUAAUCCUGUACUAUCAAGCCAUCUUUGUCCUUGCCGUUCAAGAUGACAUCUGUAGACCAUUCAACAAGUCAUCUGGGUUGGCAGAACUAUGUGGAUACAAAAAUACGGCGAAAUUCGCCGACAUGAGCAAGGAAUUCACGUUCGCUCGCUACUACAGUGAAAACUUUGGCAACUGCACCAAAACCAUCAGACAAGUGCUGUGCUCCACAAGAUUUCCUCGAUGCGAACCGGAUGUCAAAGGUCCAUUCUUGCCUUGCAAGAGGGUUCUUSURGAUACUCUCUCAAGAUGCGGAGAGGAGAUGCGAAAAUCCUUUCUUGACCAGUAUUCUUGGUUUAUGUGGCAAGCAAACCUUCUGCCCGAGAAGAACGAUCCGACUGCGUCGAACUUCAAGAAACGAUGUUUUGAGCCGCCAAACUUCAAAACAGAUGUUAGUGAAGAUGAUUUGGAGCCCAAGUGUUUUCCUCUUGUUGUCUCUCAGUGUCAAAAUUAUGGCUACAAGUUUACAAUACUUCCUGAAGAGAGGCAAAAAUAUUUGGCAACCUUCAUGCUAACGAACGCAACAAURCAACCAAUGGCGGAGUGUCAAAAGAUAAUAUCUAAGAUGACUUGUCAAAAUAAUUUCCCACCUUGCUACAGCGACAGCAAGUACAUGGGAGUCGCCUGCAGAGACGUGUGCCAGGAAUACUUCAAGAAACUGCUCUUCCCCGGAACUGCUUAUUACGAAAGACGAUUGCGUCUUGAAUCCUACAGGCCCGAAGUCUGGUGGCCAUUGCAAAAUGACUGAAUGGAUAUAUGCCGAUAUAUGGCCGGGAGCAUUAUUAAAGCAUGACAAAAGUCCCUCUGUCAAGCAAAAAGCAAGUAGUGUGCAGACCAGUAGUGCAAUGCUGAUUGGUUUUGCAGUGAAGCUCUAUUUGGAACUCUAACUAACGUACUAACUCCCAGCCUGCGUGCCGCAGCCGAACUAAAACUGUUUUGGUUCGGCUGCAGGCAGGCUAACUAAAUUCCCAUCCUCUAGCCUUUCUAUCUAAAAAYACACAGUACUAAGUUCUUACCUAGAAGUAGCGCUCACAUUGUGUUAUAAGUUGUUAUAUUAUAUUGUGAUGUUAUAUCCUUUCUUUUUGGCAAUGAGGCUAAUAACAUUAAUUAAAUUCUUUGUGAAAUUACAGUAUGUACGUAAGUUUCCACUCCAGAUAUYAAAUGAAACUUUAACUAGUUUUUAUUAGCACAUGAUUAGUUGGUAAGUUGUUGAGCAACCUCUGCAUACAUCUCUUUUCCCUCUACGGACUAGUAAAGAAGCUUGGGUUCACCAAAUAAAAAUGACUGCUCGCCAACAUGGUUGGCUUCAUUGCAGUCAGUUGGUAGAGCACUGCACCGGCAUGGUUUCGCUUCCGUUGAAGCCUGAAAUGUUUUCGGGCGAUCUAUACAUUUAUUAAUUAUCACAAAUCAUUUCACAUUUAUUCACCGCAAUUCGAACCAUUACAUCAUUCCUGAUAUACAGGGAAUCCAAAAUUUAUCAAAAACUGGAAUAGCAUGAUGCCCAAUGAGAAGGCUAGAUAAUGACUGUAUUUUUUACAACUAGAAAAAGGCAUAAAAGAAGAGGCUACUUAGAGUACCAUUGGAUAGAAGUAAGAUUGUUUACUCUUGUUCUUUUUAGAGGGUCUCAAUGUGGGGGUACGCAUCACGACUCACAGCUAAAAAUUUGGCUUUUUCACAACUCACGACUAAUUUUUUCGAAUCACGGUUAACUAGAUCACUUUCGGAAUUUAUUUUUCCUGCAGCUAUUUCCGCAUAUAGCAGACAAAUGCAUGUUCAGAAGUUAAAUAAUCCAGAAUCCAUCUAAAUGAAGAAGUAUGAAUAUCACUUCAAAAAAGGCGCAGUUAUAGUUUUAUACUGAAUAUGAAGCAUUCGUUCAGCAAGUUUUUCCUCAUUUUUACCAAAGCAAUUAGAUUUACGCAAUGUGAAUGAACUGAGGCAAAUUAAAAAUCACUUUUUUCUGCAUUACGAACUGUUCUUAGGUGACUUAAUUAAACUAACUUGUCUAUCCAA